AUGGGGUCAAUGGGUGGUCAAGAUGAACAUGAUGGAGUUCUUAUUAAAGUGAAGUUCAGGCAAAUAGGACAGCUUCAGGUGCCAACUGCUCACCAUCAGUCUAGAAGGGACCCACACUCCACCCUCCUCUCCUCCCCUCCCCUGCCUCCUUUUAGUCGCCGGAAAAUGUGCCUCCUUUUGUUUAGUCGCCGAAAAAUGCAGACUCUACCAGAAAAUGUUGGACUCCAUCGGAAAACACUAGAUUCCACCACUCUCAUCUUUACCCCACCCCAACCCACCAUUCACGUUCUGACCAAUUCCCUUUCCAUUGUUACCAUCUCCGGUGAAAUCUCCGGCUACCAUCGUCUAAUAUCCACCAUCUAA
This is a messenger RNA of Lactuca virosa, 363 nucleotides long. Lineage: Eukaryota; Viridiplantae; Streptophyta; Magnoliopsida; Asterales; Asteraceae. The record is from the annotation of a GenBank genome assembly.